Messenger RNA from Camellia sinensis, 939 nucleotides. The record is from RefSeq and is a predicted model, not a curated record. NCBI's taxonomy places the organism in Eukaryota, Viridiplantae, Streptophyta, Magnoliopsida, Ericales, Theaceae.
AUGCGUAUUCCUGGUAAGAUCAAAGUUUUCGGCUGGAAAUUGUGCUUGGAAAUUUUGCCUGUGCGCUCCAAGUUAAGGGCAUGGCAGGUCUUAACUAAUGCCGAUUGUGGUCUCUGUUACCGAGCUACUGAAUCAAUUCAACACUAUUUUUUGGAUUGCCCUUUUGCAAACAAGGUGUGGGCCUGUAGCAGUCUCGCCCAGAUUGCUCAUCCUCAGCAGAUUGGGACUUUGUUCGACUGGCUUUUAGAGUUCUUUUUAUCUGUUGAUUUAGUAACAGGGGAGUUGUUUUGGGUAAUGUGCUGGUGCAUCUGGACACAUCGCAACCAAGUGGUGUUCAAUAACAAGGCCCAAUUUGCGGUGGAGCUUGCUCAGUAUGCAUAUGAAUAUUUUCAAGAAGUUUGUACAGUUCAGACUCGUGUUCGGGUGUUGCAGCAUGUUCCUAUGCCAAUUCGUUGGUCUCCUCCCGCGGAAGGGCUGUUUAAAGCUAAUUUUGAUAGGGCUUGCGAUGUAGCCGAAGGUUUUAUUGGUGUUGGGGUUGUGGUUCGGGACCAUACGGGCUCAGUCCUAGCUGCCAUGUCCGCCAAAAGGGUGUUAGGAAUGGAGGUGGAUUGCAUUGAGGCUUUUGCAGCGCUGGCUGCUAUUCAUUUCGCGCUGGAUCUGGGGCUAAACAACAUAGUUUUUGAAGGUGAUUCACUAAUGAUAGUUUGCGCCUUUCACUCCGGUUCGAAGUCCUUGGCAUCCUUUGGGCAUUUUGUGGAGCAGGCAAAAUCUCUGCUGCUCGGAUUUCAUUCCUGGGUUGUUCAACAUGUGAAGAGGGAAGGGAAUUCCGUAGCCCAUAGUCUCGCUCGGAUGGCGUUUGCUUUGGAGGAUUUUUCCAUAUGGAUGGAGGACGUUCCGCUCUCUUUACGCUCCCUCGUUAUGAGGGAAGUGUCUCUUUGA